GCUGUGCGGAAACGGGGCUUCACCACCAAGGUGCAAGCAUGUCUUUGCAAAAACUAAUGGUCUAUGUGUCGACGGUGUCCUUGUUUUGCUUUAUGAUAGGGGUCAAUCUCUUGGUCCGGAUUAUGCAUUUUAUUUCACCAAGCCUCACCAAGAAGAUUAUCCUCAAAAUGGGUGAAAAGACCACCAUGACCCAGAAUCCCAACUUUAAGUAUGAGGAUUGGGGUCUGACAUUUACCUCAAUUAACUUUAUCAAAACUGCCUCCCAUCACAUGUGGUUAUCUCUGGGACAAGAAGCCUUUGUUGGAAUGAAAGCUCCAGACUCACCUGUGGUCAACAUGGAAGGAAAGAAAACAAGUAUCUGCCAGUACUUGAAAGGCAACAGACCACUGGUGCUGAGUUUUGGAAGCUGCACCUGACCCCCGUUUGUCUACAAACUUGAGGAGUUCAAGCAACUCGUCAAGGACUUCAGCGAUGUAGCUGACUUUCUUGUAGUGUACAUGGCUGAAGCACAUUCAACAGACGGUUGGGCCUUCACCAACAACUUCGACAUCAACCAGCAUCGGACCCUGGAGGACAGGCUGUCUGCAGCACAGAUCCUGGUUCAAAAAGAGCCCCUGUGUCCAGUGGUUGUGGAUGACAUGAAUAACAUGUCCGCCAUAAAGUAUGGCGCUCUGCCCGAGAGGCUUUACGUGCUGCAGGCUGGGAAAGUUGUCUAUAAGGGGAUGAUGGGGCCUUGGGGCUACGAUCCACUGGAGGUGCGUCAGUUCCUUGACAAGAUUAGAUAAGAAGGUUGUUUAACUCUGACUUUAAGUCAAACCAUGUAUUUUCCAUCCAGUCUCAGAUUGAGGGGUCUGUGUGUUCAGUGGGGGAGGGGGUGUCAACAUUGUAAACAAAGUACUGAUAUAACACAACAAUUAAAUCAAUACACUGCAACGUCUACACGUAGUUCUAUAGCUGCUCUUUGGCAUCUCUUACAUAACUGCUCCAAUCUUGCAUUAAUAUUGCCUUCAGGCUCUCCUGUACUUUAUGAAAAAAUAUCUCACUCUCAAUCUCUGACCCUGAACACACCUCUCUGUGUUUCUUGGUGACGGCUACAGAUCAAACCGUUGGCUUCUGUAGCCAGAUGAAGUGAAACAGGGAGAGAAAGUUCAGUGGCAGGUUUGUGUUUGCGGAAUCACGUGAUGUACAGAAGAUGCCACCAUAGUCGUCUUAACUGUAAAGGUUAAGACCUUCACCUUUAAGUCAAUGAAGGCUCUUGUUUUACACCUCUCUUGCAGGUUCAGUUAUCUUUAAGUGUACCAUCAGCAUUUUAAUCUGUGUUAAUCACUAAGGGAUUCUAUUGUUUAUGGAUUGUCUAUAUGAGGAGGCUGCUUUUUACAUGAUGGGUACAGUGCAAACCUCUGGGAACUGUAAUCUGAUUAAAAGAUGACCUAAAAGUAGGCCUUCUCUGAAUUACGUAGCAUUUAUGAUUUGACACCAUGAAUCUAAUGUGUAAUAAACAUCUCUAUCAACUAUCUGCAUUUCUUUUAAUGUUCACAAUACAAUUAGUUUUGAAUGUUGACAUUAUAGUAUAAUAAAAAACAACCUGGAAAGA
Messenger RNA from Chelmon rostratus (copperband butterflyfish), 1594 nucleotides. It is a transcript of the gene dio1, whose product is annotated as iodothyronine deiodinase 1. Gene Ontology annotation, molecular function: thyroxine 5'-deiodinase activity. The record is from RefSeq and is a predicted model, not a curated record. Lineage: Eukaryota; Metazoa; Chordata; Actinopteri; Chaetodontiformes; Chaetodontidae. The transcript is spliced from 4 exons.